AUGAAUACCGUUUCUUUUCUUAUUGUAACUAUUUACAGCGCUUUCAUCUUGAGCACAAUUGCAUUUCCUAUUAAGUGUCCUAGUUCAUCGGCUGAAUGGUGUAAAACUAAAGAGAUUGCUACAGCUUGCGAAGUAACUAAACAAUGUGCGUCAUUUGUAUGGAAUACUACGAAUAAUGAUCGUGUUAAUUUUACGAUUUAUUAUGAAUCACUUUGUGCUGAUUGUCGUCAAUUUAUUAUCACACAAGUAUGGUUCGCAUAUCAAGCUGUAGCGGAUAUAGUUAAUCUAACUUUUAUUCCUUAUGGAAAUGCUCAUGAAGUCUAUCGACCUGAAACAAAACUUUAUCAAUUUUAUUGUCAACAUGGUCCUGAUGAAUGUUAUGGAAAUCUUAUUCAUACAUGUGUCAUUGCAUUGUAUCCAGAAACUCGACAACAUAUGCCUUUCAUUUAUUGCAUGGAUUCCAUAGUAGGUGAUGUUGAAACAGUGGCGAGACAAUGUGCAAAAAAUGCAAGCAUUGAUUUCGAACAAGUUGCGACUUGUACAAAUGGUCGAGUAGGAAAUCAAUUACAGCAUGCAUAUGCUGUUCAAACUGAACAGACUAAACCAGCACAAGGUUUUGUACCAUGGGUAACACUCAAUGGUAAUCAUACGAAAGAAAUUCAAGAUUUGGCACAGACAGAUCUUAUUGCUCUUCUUUGUGACACAUACAAGGUUAAAUUAAUGAAUUAUUUUUUAUUUUAA
Molecule: messenger RNA, 741 nt
Organism: Rotaria sp. Silwood2
Lineage: Eukaryota; Metazoa; Rotifera; Eurotatoria; Philodinida; Philodinidae
Source: the annotation of a GenBank genome assembly